CUGGUGGUUGGUUGGGUGACGUGGCGGCGGUGGGAUGCUGCCUCGGGCGCUGCUGCUGAUCGGGGCGCUGUGUGUGGCGGGGCCGGGGCCGGGGCCGGGCCCGGGGCUCGGGCUGGGGCUCGGGCCGGGGCUCAGGGUGCGGGUACGGAUGGCGGACGGACAGGUCGCGGAGGAGAGUCUGGAGGCGGACACCGACUCGGACUCUAUCAGCAUCGAAUACAAGAAAGCAGACGGCACUCUCAUCACAUUGCUCGCCGACUUCAGACAGGAAGUGAAGAUUAUCCGCUCACUGAUCCUUGGGGAGAUGGAACGAGGACAGAGCCAGUUACAGGGCUUGUGCUUCAUCACCCGGCUCCAUAGGAACGAGCUGAUCCCCAGCGAGUCCAUGGCCAAAUUGCGACAGAAGAAUGCGCGUGCGGUCCGCAUGGCCGAGGAGCAGCGAGCCCCCCAGCACCUGUACAUGGACGUGGCAGUGAAUUAUAGCAAGGCCUUGCCACUCAGCAUGCACAUCCACAACAUCUGUGCAGAGGCCAGGGACGCCAUUUACACCAGAGAGGCAGACGCCAAGCACUGGAUGGAGAAAGGUCUGGAUGGGUCUAUGUUUGAGAUUCUCCCCCAAGCAUCAGAAGUGACCGAUGUUGAACGCUGCCGGCUGAGUGCUGAUCGCUGGAAGCCGUGUGUGUGUCACUAUUCUCUGUGCAUCGAGUGGUACCCCUGCCUACUCAAGUACUGUAAAACCAGAGAUGAUGUUGGCAAAAUCAGCUCCUACAAAUGCGGCAUCAAAAGCUGCCACCGAUGUUCUCAAUAUGAUUAUUAUGUCCCUCAGAAACAGUUGUGCCUUUGGGAUGAAGAGCCCUAAUCCCUGCUGUUUUAUUUAUGCCAAACGAAGAAUCUUGACAGUUGGUGUCCAUCCCUGUCAUUGAGUGAUCAAUGAAAGUGGUGGUGCUGCAGCAGAGGAAUGGGGUCUGUCUCUCUCCCAUCCUGCUGAGGGACAGGAACCCAGAACUUCACGCAGUAAUAGAAGCAAUAGGUUCUCACAGAUCAUCUACAAUACAUUCCAUUUUCCAUGACUGCAGUUACUUGAACAAUACUAAGAAAGCCACAUUCUCCAAACUUAAUUCAGGCAGGGGACUCGGUGUGGGAUAGGCCGGAGCUGAUCUAACAUCAACCAAUUUUAGGGCCAAUUCUGUUUGGCUUUUGACUGGAUUUUGAUGGGAGAAGUGGGGUGAAUGUGUGUUCUUAGGCUCAACCAAGGAUUUGCUUAUGAACAAGCCCUUGACCUGUGAGGUUCUCUUUACCUCCCCUUCCCCUAUGAUAAAGGAUGGAACAGGCUGUCAUUGGCUUGUGACCAGAGCGCCCUCUUGUGGUCUCUUCUGUAGUUUCUUGGUCCUGAUAAUAAGGGUUUAUGGUUUCACCAAUACUUAAAAUUCUUUACAGUUCUUAUUUCUCCUUUUAAUGUCUUAGUGAUGGCUGUGGUGAAUGCCCAGUGAUGUUUAUUGUGUGUGCUCAUGUACUACGCUUGCCAGUGCAAUUUCUUAAAUGGAAUAAUGAAGGUAUCAGAUUAUUAUGUUAAUGGCCUCAUGUCUGAGCUCCCUCUUGGAUACGUGCACUGAUUUCUGACAUCUCUCUUCUCACACUGAGGGCAGCCCCUCCCAUACCCACACCCAGGGUGGUUGGCACAAACUGCAGCCAGGCAAGAAACUACAGAAGGAUUCCGCUAAUGUAAUCACAGAGGGCCGUGCUAACACACUGAUCUCUGCCUAAUAAACAUUUACUCUUUCCCAGAGUGUCUUAACAUUUUGGGAAAGCAAAAGUUUCCAUUUGACUGAUCUCUGCCCAUCUCUGAUCAAAUCCAUCACAUUAUGGCAACGAUAUGGGCAGAGGUACUGUGGUGCCCACGGUGACACUAUUAACUGCACAAAUCUCACAAAGUGCCUUCAGUUUCUUAAACCAUUCUUCAAAGUGUUUAAAUCUAAUGAGUACAAUUAUUUUUGUAUUAAUGUAAAAAUAAAAGAUGUGUUUAUUCAAGCGAAGUGAAAUUAACUCAAUUUUUGUACAUAUAUUUAUCAUGUCUACAAUUAAUAAAAAUAUUGUUUUU
Molecule: messenger RNA, 2098 nt
Organism: Callorhinchus milii (elephant shark)
Lineage: Eukaryota; Metazoa; Chordata; Chondrichthyes; Chimaeriformes; Callorhinchidae
Product: out at first protein homolog
Exons: 4
Coding region: 35-859 (274 amino acids)
Source: RefSeq, a predicted model, not a curated record